AUGUGUGUCGGCUUGUGCGGAGACGAGUCGGUCUUCGUUGAGCGUGAGAACUGGUCCGUUUCCAGAGCCUAUUUAUCAAAACCUGUCCGAGGUCCAGUUUCGCGCCGGGAAAGUGACAAAUGGGAUCCGGCGACCCCGAAAAUGGGUGCCGAAAGCGAUGCUGGACGCGGAGUUGCG
This is a messenger RNA of Protopolystoma xenopodis, 177 nucleotides long. The record is from the annotation of a GenBank genome assembly. NCBI's taxonomy places the organism in Eukaryota, Metazoa, Platyhelminthes, Monogenea, Polystomatidea, Polystomatidae.